Molecule: messenger RNA, 1873 nt
Organism: Cuscuta campestris
Lineage: Eukaryota; Viridiplantae; Streptophyta; Magnoliopsida; Solanales; Convolvulaceae
Source: the annotation of a GenBank genome assembly
CAGUUUCAACUACCAAACGACUAGUUUUUUGAAUGCUUUUCAUCCCUAUCCACUCCCUAACUUCUAUAAACUAUAUACUUUCGUGAUUAUCUUCAUAAGAGCACUUUGAACACUUUGAAGAAAAUAUUCUUUGAAUAUCCAAAGAGAUUCUACUCAAACCCCUCCUUAUAUCCAAGCAAGGGAGUGUAAAUCGAUUAUCAACGGCGAUUUUUCAAAAAUCUGACCGUUGCAGAGACGUUGGAGAGCAGUUAAUACCUUGUUUGACCAUCCCAACGGAUCUCUACACCUCCUCCACUAUAUAUUGGUGAUAUCUACUCCAUUUUUACUCAUUCCAAUCAUCUCUUCUCCAUAUAUUCAUCAUAAUUCAUCAUUCUUGCUCCUAUUCUUCAUUUCUUUCAAAAAUUUCUGCAAUCUCUCUCUCCUCUCUUGUUGCAAUGGCAGGCGGUCAAAGAAAGCGUUCCCGCACCGGAAAGAACGUUGCUUCCUCUUCGGCUCCUCCACCACCAGCGCACAAGUAUCUCGACGAGUCGUUCCUUUGGUUCAACGACCACGCGGAGGCGACGCGGUUCUCGGAGAAAUUUGAGCACCGAGAGAUUCUCCCUCCCCGAUUCUCCACAGCCCGCUUCAUUCAUGACUCCAUUCCACGUGAGGCAUGGAUUAUCCUCGAACGUGGAAACUUCCUCGAUCUCCUCUACAUCAAGAAGGUCAAUUAUCAACCCUUUCUUGUUCGAGGUUUCUACUCGAACAUGAAAAAGGAUGAGGACGGAGCAUUGAUCUCUAACGUCAACGGGGUGGACAUCUAUUUGAAUGAGGAGAACAUUCAAAUCCUCACCGGGCUUCAUCGGGACGGACAAGAUCUCGGGCUCUACGUCGGAGAAGAAGGAGCGCGGUUCAAUGAGACCGCUCUCUUGGAGGAAGAGGACACGAAGACAAUUCAUGCGAUGAUUCACAACGCCAAUCUCAAUUGGUGUAAAUUUGUGAUGACUCACAUGUUCACGGCCACUUCCGACAAUCGGCCGCUCCCCUACGCCCUCCUUGUCAUGGGAAUUCUUGAAGAAUACAACAUCAAAACCGAUGUUGGGCCAAAGAUAAAGGGGACAAAGCAUUGGGAGAUUGAAGAAUCUUCUUUCCACUCGGGCACCGACGAGACUCCGUUUCGACAGCCUCGUCCAUGCCGCCAACCGAGAGCCACUGCCUUAGCCGCCACCACUUCGACCAAUCCUUCUCUCGCCGAGCAAAUGGCAGCCUUAACCGCCACUCUCUCUCGGAUUGACACCAACGUCUCCAAAACGGCACACAACGUCAAUACCUUGAGCCGUGAACUUCACGGGUAUUUUGACUUUGUCAAUUACCCGUACGCUCAAAUGGUCCCUUACGUUCCUCCACCGAAUUUCGGAGCUGAACAAAGUGGGACUCAAAACGUUGGUAGAGAUGACGAGGUGGACGAUGAGGAAGAAGAAGAAGAAGAAGAGGAAGAAGAAGAAGAUGAUGAUGAUGAUGAUAGUGAUGGUGAUGAAGAUGACGAAGAAGAAGAAGACAUUGACGAAGAACAACUUCUCAAUGAUCUUUCCCCGGAUUUCUAGAGCUCUAGCUCUACUUUCUUCUCUUCCUUAUUUUAUCAUCUUUACAUAUGCUUUCGUUAUGUACUCCGCUAUUUCCCUUAAUUAAUUAAUAAAAAUCUUUAUGAUUUUUGUUGUUAACAAUCUUUUUGUUAAUGUCAAAAGGGGGAAGAUAAGGGCUCUGCAUAUAUUCAGGGGGAAUUUUUUCAAAAAGAUCAAAACCCUAUGCAUAUCCCCGUCUUGUUUGCCAUUAUCAAAAAGGGGGAAAUUGUUGGAACACACUUUGUACGAUAAACUAAAGUCGUGUUCAUUUC